UACAGGUCACAGAAGAAGUUUAAAAGAUAACAAACUUUCAGGACGUUGCACAUCAUUACUAUGGCAUCCCUUCUGCAAGAAACCUUGUUCGAAAUCCAGGGUCAAGCCCCUUCUCCAAGCAAAGAUUUUCACCAUCUCAUCAUCACAAAGAGUGAGGUUACCUUAAGAUCUUGGAAAAUUUCAGCCAGGGCUGAACAUUGGAAAAUUCUACCAAGAGAAGUAAAGAAAACGCACAAUGAUUUUUUAAGAGAAAGUUUGAUGCACAGACCAUUAGAAAAGAUCUUUGGCAAGGACACAAUAGAAUAUGUAUUAAAUUUGUGCAGAGGACAAUUUGAUUUCAUUGUUCGGAUACCUGAUAGCCUCAAGAUACGUAUCUUAUUAUUCCUUGAUACACAAGACAUUAAGCAGCUGUCAGAAACAUGCAAAACAUUCCACAAGUUUUGCAGCAGUGAAGAAUUUUGGGAAAAAAUGAAACCAAGAACAGAAAUAUGUGUUAAUGCUGUUAACAAGAAUAACAAUUCUGUUUCUACGAAGACGAGACAGCUCAGUCAGAAGGUGCAAGGUCCAGUGUGGAUGCGAAGAAGAAGAAACACCUUAUUUUAGUAAAAUGCAAGACAUGGCUUGUAUUAACUGGAAUUUACCUAUAUUCUGCAGUGGACACGGACAGUAAUCUGUACAGGCUCUGUACAAGCUGCCUCGACAUUUCUCACAUGGAAGCAGUUCUGUGCCCUUUCUGU
Bufo bufo (common toad) is the source of this 737-nucleotide messenger RNA. Its product is annotated as F-box only protein 36-like. The transcript is spliced from 4 exons. Gene Ontology annotation, molecular function: protein binding. NCBI's taxonomy places the organism in Eukaryota, Metazoa, Chordata, Amphibia, Anura, Bufonidae. Bases 61 to 603 code for a protein of 180 amino acids. The record is from RefSeq and is a predicted model, not a curated record.